AUGAAGUACUCCAUCGCCGCCACCGCCUUGUUCACCGCCAUUGUCACCGCCGACCAACUCGGCGACGAACUCGCCCAGCUCCCCGAAGGAUUGGUGCUUUCGACCUCGCCUCAGGGUCCCGACGCCACCAAGUACUCGCAACUCAACUACGCCGGCCAGACCGUGUGGAUGUUGACCAAUGAACAGGACUUGACCCAGUACACCGACUUCCUCUUCAACGCCGGUGCUGCCGCCGGCCUCGCCGCUGGUGCCCCCACCGACCUUGGCCAGGCCGCUGACGCCGGUGCCAUCGCCACCGCCGACGCUGCCAACGCCCCCAUCUCUACCGACGCCGUUGGCCACACCGACAAGACGGCCCCCCCCGCCAACACCAAUGGCGGCGUUGGUACCACUGACAAGUCGCCUCCUUCUGCCAAAACUGACAGCGGCGUGGGCACCACCGACCACCCCCCUCCCGCCGUCGUCACCUCCACCUCUCACACCACCGAAACCGUGUGCACUCACGUCACUUGCCAACAACAACAACAGCCUCCCGUGAUUGGCGUUCAGGAAGGCCCCCGCCCUAACGGUUCCUCGCCCGCCGUCCAACAAUGGGAAGGCGCGGGUUCGUUCACCGGCGUUGCCUUUGGUGCCGUCGCCGCCGCCGCCGUGUUGAUGUUGUAA
Diutina rugosa is the source of this 663-nucleotide messenger RNA. RefSeq lists its product as uncharacterized. The record is from RefSeq and is a predicted model, not a curated record. The transcript has a single exon. Lineage: Eukaryota; Fungi; Ascomycota; Pichiomycetes; Serinales; Debaryomycetaceae. Bases 1 to 663 code for a protein of 220 amino acids.